This is a messenger RNA of Cololabis saira (Pacific saury), 1440 nucleotides long. It is a transcript of the gene endou, whose product is annotated as endonuclease, polyU-specific. Bases 49 to 1197 code for a protein of 382 amino acids. Gene Ontology annotation, molecular function: RNA endonuclease activity. The transcript is spliced from 9 exons. Lineage: Eukaryota; Metazoa; Chordata; Actinopteri; Beloniformes; Belonidae. The record is from RefSeq and is a predicted model, not a curated record.
GCCAUGAUAACAGUCAGCUCACCCUUUUUCAGUCACUGCUGAUCCAGGAUGAAGACCACCGCUGUCCUUCUGGUUUGUGUGACCCUGUUCUGCCAGGGAUAUGGCAACAGCCUGGACUCUUGUCGUGGUCGGUGUGGCUAUGGAACAGACAACAGUUUCACCUGCCAGUGCAACCCAUCCUGUGAGCGCUUCAAUGACUGCUGUUCAGACUACACCGUAGAAUGCAAGGAGACCCAGGACUCUUGUCGUGGUCGGUGUGGUUAUGGAACAGACCACAAUUACUCCUGCCAGUGCAACACACCCUGUGAGCGCUUCAAUGACUGCUGUCCAGACUACGCCAAAGAAUGCAAGGAUGGUUCGGAUGGUGUGACUGAUUCUGAAAUCAAGGCUCUUUCUGAGACACUUUAUGCCCUGGACUCAAACAAGGCUUCAGCCUCAGAGUUGAUCGUUGACACCCAGGCUCUGGUGUCAAACUCCCAGACUGGCUCCCAGAACGAUCUGUCCUCUGGCCCCUUGUUCACCUACCUGGACGAGGCUACUCUUUUUUCCCGGCCCACCUAUGCCACUCUGCUGGCCGUACUGGACAACUACAACAGAAUCACUGGACAGCCGGAGGACUUGGACGCUCACCAGCUGGCUGAGCAGGACAAGUUCCUCAGUGAAACCAUGUCCAACACUGAGCUGGGCAGAGAGCUGUUUGCUUUCCUCCAAACCAAGGGGAUCUAUAAGUCAGAGGCGGAAUUUAUUCAGGACCUCAAGAUGAUGUGGUUUGGUCUGUACUCCCGCAACAACAACAAGCUGGACUCCAGUGGCUUUGAGCACAUUUUUGCAGGAGAGAUCAAGGGAGGAAAGGUGUCUGGUUUCCACAACUGGAUCCAGUUCUAUCUUCUGGAGAAGAGCGGACAGUUGAACUACUACAGCCACAACUUCAACGGCCCUUGGACUACAUAUCCUGAUGUCUAUGGGAUGCAAUUCAUGUGGGACGGCUACUACAAGCAGGUGGGCUCAGCAAUCAUUGGCUGCAGUCCGGAGUUUGACUUUGCUAUGUACAGCCUCUGCUACAUUACUCGGCCUGGCAAACGGUGUCACCUCAGCCUGGGCGGAAAGCCGCUUAUUAUCCAAACUUACACCUGGAACAACUCUUCCUAUGGGAAUGGAAAGAAAUACAUUGGUUCUGCCUUCCCUGCAUCUCCCUAAAAAUAUGGGCCACACGAUGUGCUAGAAACCGAGCAGAUUGCUCGUGUUUCAUAACACCUUUGACAUACAUUUUAAAAAAAUUAUGUUUUCCAACAAAGAAUCGCACACAUCAGGAGUUCCAAAUUAUGUGCAACCUUUUUUUACUUCAAAAAGUUAAAAUGUAUGAGGUGACAAAAAUGUAGCGCAUCAGCAUAAAUUAGUUCAAUACAUGCUGCAAUAAAGGCGAACAAUCUGCAAAUCCGA